Vigna unguiculata (cowpea) is the source of this 1083-nucleotide messenger RNA. NCBI's taxonomy places the organism in Eukaryota, Viridiplantae, Streptophyta, Magnoliopsida, Fabales, Fabaceae. The record is from RefSeq and is a predicted model, not a curated record.
AUGGCCUCCAAGGGCAACUCGAAGGGGAUCCCCCAAGGGUAUUUAGAAGGGCACUUGCGUCGUUUGGCUGAGAAAGAGAUAGGGGAGACGUUCAUGGAUGUGUUGGCUCUCACACUAUAUGGAGUCGUGCUCUUCCCUAACAUGGAGAAUUUUGUUGAUCAAGCGACCAUCGAUGUGUUUGUCGCUUACAAGAUUCAUUCAGAAAGCCCAGUCACUACGGUUCUAGCUGAUGUGUACGGGGGUUUGAAUUUGUGCUACGCACUCAAGAGGAAGAAGAUGUUAUGUUGUGUACCUAUAUUGUAUGUAUGGUUUAUAUCCCGAGUCCGAUUGGGUACAGUAAAUGCUGAAUGUCAGAUUGGGGAAUUGCCACAUGGCGGCGUUGAAAUUCGAGGGGCGAAAGAAUGGGCCCAAUUCUGUGCAGGUUUGAAUGGGGGAAAGAUUAGAUGGUGUGUCCCUGGGCUGCCCAAGUCGCAUGUCAUUUCUUGUGGGGAUUUCCCUAACGUCCCUUUGAUAGACACUAGAAGUUGUGUGAAUUAUAACCCUGUUCUGGCUCAACGACAGUUUGGGUGUCCAAUUAAGAGCUCUCCAACUCCAGAAUCUCUGGUUGCCAUAUGGACUUAUUAUGAAGAAGGAAUUUCUCAAGAUCUAAUUCGACGAGUUAGGAGUGCCUGGGGUGAGGUUCUGCGCGUAGAAAAAGACCCAAGGCCAUGGGUAAUAGACGGGAAAAUAUCUUACCGACGAUGGAUUCUGGAAAGGGUUAAUAUGAUCAAGUUACCCUUCAAAUCAUACUCCCCUGCUCCGGAGCGAUUGGAACCUGCUGAGUCUGAGGAGGUUAAAGGGCUAAAAGAAGAGAUCGAGAAGAUGAAACUAAAAAAUGCCAAAUUAAUUAACGAGCUUCAAAGUCUCCGACGUGAGCAUGUGGAUCUGAGGCGUGAUAAUGAGGAAAUGGCAAAGGCGUAUGAAGGGAUUCUCAAGCAACAAAGAGAAGAACGAGAUCAUGCUUUCAGAGUGAAACAGGAUUUGGCCGCAGCAAGCACCGCAUUAAAAUCAAGGGACCGAGAGAGAUGCAGCAGCAGCAUCUAA